Acanthopagrus latus (yellowfin seabream) is the source of this 3515-nucleotide messenger RNA. It is a transcript of the gene erap2, whose product is annotated as endoplasmic reticulum aminopeptidase 2. Gene Ontology annotation, cellular component: cytoplasm. The transcript has 21 exons. The record is from RefSeq and is a predicted model, not a curated record. Gene Ontology annotation, molecular function: zinc ion binding; metalloaminopeptidase activity; peptide binding. Gene Ontology annotation, biological process: peptide catabolic process; proteolysis. The coding region runs from base 306 to 3143 and encodes 945 amino acids. Lineage: Eukaryota; Metazoa; Chordata; Actinopteri; Spariformes; Sparidae.
UUUUGGAUGAGCAGUGGGCGGGAGUUUACUGUAAAACAGAAAGUGAAACUCAACAGCAGGCACAUGAAGGAAGAAUGACCAAGCCAAAGUGAUCGAGGUUAAAGAAAAAAAAUCAGAGGUCCUGAGACAUUUUUGACUCAGCCACAUUCCGACACAGUCGGGGGACAAUCAGCCGGUGGGCUCACAUCAUCAUCCUUCACCGCUCCUUGUGUUGGGGAUGUGACCACGUCCAAAACAAGCUGUCAGCCUGUCACACUGCCUCCUCUUUCAUUUCAAAUCAGUGGUUGAUCGACAUUUCCUCUACGAUGCUCUCAGUGGGGCUACUAGUGCUGUCUCUAUUCCACGUGUCUCUGGCUGGAUCUCAGCCCACCCAGAGCUCACAGCAGGCACCGGGCCCCCCUCACCCUGCAGGAGAGCAGCCUCCCCUGGCUGCUGACAAUCUGUCCUUCCCUUGGAGCCGUCUCCGCCUCCCAAGGUACAUCAUUCCUCUUCACUACCACCUCCUCCUUCACCCUAACAUCACAAGCCUCAGUUUCACUGGCUCGGUGCAGAUCCAGAUCGAUGUCCAGAACAAUACAAACUGGGUUGUGCUGCACAGCAAGGGUCUACAGAUCUCCAUGGCCACAAUCUUGGACCAGAACCUUGCUCACCUGUCUGACAAGGUUCUUCCAGUUCUUCAUAAUCCUUCCCAUGAGCAGAUUGGUAUUUUCUCUCCCAGAGUGCUCAACAAUGGGCAGAAAUACUUUCUGUAUAUUGAGUUUGAGGCUGAACUUGCAGAAGGCUUCUAUGGCUUCUAUAAGAGCACAUACAGAACCAGCACAGGAGAGACCAGAAUCCUAGCUUCAACUCACUUUGAGCCCACGAGCGCUCGGAUGGCAUUCCCGUGUUUCGACGAGCCAAGCUUCAAAGCCAACUUCUCCAUACGCAUCAGAAGGAGUCCAGAGUACAUUUCCCUGUCCAACAUGCCUGUGGCCAAGACAGUUGAGGUAAACGAUGGCCUUCUUGAGGACCGGUUUGAUGCAAGUGUAAAGAUGAGCACGUACCUCGUAGCUUUUGUCAUCUGUGACUUCAAAUCUGUCACUGCAACGACAUCUUCUGGGGUGCAGGUGUCCAUCUAUGCAGCCCCUGAGAAGUGGCUCCAAACCCGCUAUGCCCUGGAGGUUGCUGUCAAAAUGCUUGACUUCUAUGAGGAGUAUUUCAACAUACGCUAUCCUCUACCCAAACAAGAUCUGAUAGCCAUCCCAGACUUCCAGUCCGGCGCAAUGGAGAACUGGGGUCUGACCACCUACAGAGAGACCAGCCUUCUCUUCGAUCCUCUCACAUCCUCCAUUUCUGAUAAACUCUGGAUUACUAUGGUGAUCGGCCAUGAGCUUGCCCAUCAGUGGUUUGGUAACUUGGUGACGAUGGAGUGGUGGAAUGACAUCUGGCUCAAUGAAGGAUUUGCCAGAUACAUGGAGUACAUUUCAGUGGAGGCCACCUACCCUGACCUCAAAGUGGAAGAAUAUCUGUUGCACACCUGUUUUGCAGCAGUGGGUCAUGAUUCACUGAACUCCUCUCGGCCAAUAUCCAGCCCAGCAGAGAACCCCACUCAGAUCAAACAGAUGUUCGACACAGUCUCCUACGACAAAGGAGCAUGUAUCCUGCACAUGCUGCGACACUUUCUGACAGAAGACGUGUUCCAGAGUGGCAUAGUGCGAUACCUUCGCAAAUACAGCUACAGAAAUGCGCACAACCAGGAUCUGUGGGACAGUCUGACAAAUACAUGCUCAGAGGAGGACUUCAUCUCAGGAAAACACUGCUAUAGCAGCGAACAGGCCUCCAAGAAUGCAUACCUGUUUGCAGGGGAACACCUGGACCUGACAGCCAUGAUGAACACUUGGACUCUGCAGAAAGGCAUUCCUCUGGUAACUGUAACCAGGAAGGGGCCUCGGCUGCUGCUUCGACAGGACAGGUUCCUGAGGACAGUGAUGCCCUCUGACCCCCUCUGGUCCACACUGCAAAAGGGCUUCCUUUGGCAUAUUCCUCUGACAUACAAGACAGAUGCUUCAGACACCAUCCACAGACACCUGAUGACAACACACACAGACAGUAUUCAUGUAGGAGAUGAUGUCAGCUGGGUGAAAGUAAAUACUGACAUGACAGGCUACUAUGUGGUUCAUUACGAGGAUGGUGGUUGGGAUGAGAUAACCAAACUACUGUUGGAAAACCACACAGCUCUGAGCUACAAAGACAGGACUCAGUUGAUACACAAUUCCUUUCAGCUGGUCACGGCAGGUCACCUGCCCCUGAAUAAAGCCUUAGACCUGAUUGGCUACCUCCGGUUGGAGACACACACUGUGCCUCUUCUCGAAGGACUGGGCUAUCUGGAGACCUUUUACCGCAUUAUUGAGAAAAGGAAUGAGUUCGAUUUAACAAGAAGCCUGGGAGCAUACAUCCUCCGAUUUUUCCGUUCUGUCAUUGACCGGCAGACGUGGAGUGACAAUGGCUCUAUCUCAGAGCGACGGCUGAGGUCAGAGGUCCUGUCACUGGCCUGCCACCUGGAUGACCCUCCGUGUCUGGAGCGGGCACGUCAGAGCUUCAAAGACUGGCUUCAGUCCAACGGUACACUCAACUUGCCUACAGAUGUGGCAGAGACAGUGUAUUCAGUUGGAGCUCAGGAUGACCAUGGCUGGGCUUCACUCUUGCACACAUACAACAUCUCCCUCUCUGCAGCACAGAAAAACAAAAUCCUGUUCGCCUUGACCUGCAGCAAAGACACAGACAAACUACAAAGACUGCUGGAGUUAGGUCUAGAAGGGAAGGUGAUUCGAUCCCAGGACCUGUCUACUCUCAUCCUGAUGGUGGCCAGGAACCCGCGGGGACAUCACCUUGCCUGGAACUUUGUCAAAAAGAACUGGGACACACUGGUUCAAAAGUUCCAGUUGGGAUCAUUUUGUAUCAGAAACAUCAUCAUUGGUACCACAGGCCAGUUUUCAUCUCCAGAGGAACUCACUAAUGUGCAGUUGUUCUUUGAGUCCAUCAGAGAACAGGCGCUUCAGCUGAGAGCUACUCAGGUUGCCCUGGACAACGUGCAGAAAAAUGUUCGCUGGUUUCAGAGGAACCUAGAGACUCUGAGAGAGUGGCUGAAUAAGCAAAUGAAGUGAAGGACAGUGGGAAGAGAGGGGGUGGCUAAUAUACGUCACCCAAGGAGAAUAUUUGAAUGAUUUUUGAAGUUUUUAUUUACAAAUUGUAGAAUAAUGUGCUAGAUAGCACUGGAGAGUUGAGUUUUGUAUAUGAAAAAGGUGUAAAGGUUUAACAUUUUAAGGGGAAUUAUUUGUUAGACAAAAAAAAUUGAAAAAAUGUAAUUGGUAGACCUGCAAGUCGAAAAGUAGUUGUAUGAAUGAGGAGCCAUGUAUGUACUGUGAAUAUUGUGUGUGUGUGUGUGUGUGUGUGUGUGAGAGAGAGAGAUCAUUCCAAAGACACUCAAAUGCUGUAAAAAAUGGAUUCUUAAAUUGACAAUUAAAGGGUUUGUUGUA